Molecule: messenger RNA, 453 nt
Organism: Aureobasidium pullulans EXF-150
Lineage: Eukaryota; Fungi; Ascomycota; Dothideomycetes; Dothideales; Saccotheciaceae
Product: histidine containing phosphotransmitter protein
Exons: 3
Coding region: 1-453 (150 amino acids)
Biological process (GO): phosphorylation; phosphorelay signal transduction system
Cellular component (GO): nucleus; cytoplasm
Molecular function (GO): protein histidine kinase binding; histidine phosphotransfer kinase activity
Source: RefSeq, a predicted model, not a curated record
AUGCCUGCAGCUGAUACUAGAAGCGAGGAGGGUUCCAGCGGACUCCCCGAUUUUGGCGACACUAUCGAUGUCGCAACCUUUGAGCAGAUCCUCGAGAUGGACGAUGACGAGGAGGAGAGAGAGUUCAGCAAGAGCAUCGUCUUCGACUUCUUCCAGCAAGCCGACAGCACAUUCGACAAGAUGGACGAUUACCUUGAGAAGAAGGACCUUGCCCAACUCAGCGCCCUCGGCCACUUCCUCAAGGGUAGCAGCGCAACACUCGGCAUGACAAAGGUCAAGGAGAGCUGCGAAAAGAUCCAGCACUACGGCGCACACAAGGACGAGACGGGCACACGCGACGAGCCCGACGAUGAGGUCUGCCUCAAGAACCUCAAGGCCGUCAUCGCACAAGCAAAGCAAGAGUUCAAGGUUGUCGAGCGCCAGCUGAGGAAAUUCUACCACGACGACGAGUAG